Messenger RNA from Schistocerca piceifrons (Central American locust), 525 nucleotides. RefSeq lists its product as uncharacterized. The record is from RefSeq and is a predicted model, not a curated record. NCBI's taxonomy places the organism in Eukaryota, Metazoa, Arthropoda, Insecta, Orthoptera, Acrididae. The transcript has a single exon. Bases 1 to 525 code for a protein of 174 amino acids.
AUGGGAAAAACGCAAAUAUGGGAAAAACGCAAAUAUGGGAAAAACGCAAAUAUGGGAAUAACGCAAAUAUGGGAGAAACACAAAUAUGGCAGAAUGGCAAAUAUGGCAAAUAUGGCAAAUAUGGCAAAACGCGAAUAUGGGAAAAACGCGAAUAUGGGAAAAAGGCGAAUAUGGGAAAAACGCAAAUAUGGGAAAAACGCAAAUAUGGGAAAAACGCAAAUAUGGGAAAAACGUAAAUAUGCGAAAAACGCAAAUAUGGGAGAAACACAAAUAUGGCAGAAUGGCAAAUAUGGCAAAUAUGGCAAAUAUGGCAAAUAUGGCAAAUAUGGCAAAACGCGAAUAUGGGAAAAACGCGAAUAUGGGAAAAACGCGAAUAUGGGAAAAACGCGAAUAUGGGAAAAACGCGAAUAUGGGAAAAACGCGAAUAUGGGAAAAACGCGAAUAUGGGAAAAACGCGAAUAUGGGAAAAUCGCUAAUAUGGGAAAAUCGCUAAUAUUGGAAACUAGCAAAUAUAGUAGAAGAUAA